AAUAUUUAAAUUGAGUUUAGUUGCUUUUUAGUCGAUUUGCGCGAGAAGAUGUCAAAACUUUGGGGAGGACGUUUUAGCUGUGACACAAGUUCCAUUUUAGCUGAACUCAAUUGCAGUCUGCCAGUAGACUCUCGAUUAUUUGCUGUCGAUAUUGAUGCAAGUAAAGUCUAUGCCGAGGCUCUCUCCAAGGCGGGUAUUUUAACAGCAUCCGAAUGUAGUGCAAUACAAAAAGGUCUUGAACUGGUUCGAUACGACUGGAUAGAGGGAUUAAUUGAAUUCAAGCCAACUGACGAAGAUGUUCAUACUGUAAAUGAACGUAGACUAACCGAGCUUAUUGGAGAUAUUGCACAGAAAUUACACACCGGCCGCAGUAGAAAUGACCAGGUUAUAACCGAUAUGAAGCUGUGGAUGCGCAAGGCUAUUAGGGAAAUUUUGCAGACCUUGAGAAUGGUUAUGGAAGCUAUAAUUGGCUUAGCGGAGAAGUAUCCAAAUGUCAUGAUGCCGGGUUAUACUCACAUGCAGAGGGCGCAACCAGUUCAUUUUGCUCAUUGGAUUCUAAGCCAUGGAUUUGCUCUAAAAGAGGACUGUGCAAGGUUUAUAGAAUUGAAGGAUAGAAUGAAUGUGUUGCCUUUGGGAAGUGGAGCAAUAGCUGGAAAUCCAUUGAAUGUGGAUCGAGUUUUUAUGCAGAAAGAGUUAGGCUUUGAUGGGCUAACUCAAAAUAGCAUGCAUGCUGUAGGGGAUCGCGAUUUUGUCAUUGAUUUUAUCUACAAUGCAUCAUUAGCAAGUCUUCAUAUGUCCCGUUUAUCUGAAGACCUCAUAAUUUUCGCAUCACGCGAAUUCAAUUUUGUUCGAAUUUCGGAUGCAUUUUGCACUGGCAGUAGUCUUAUGCCUCAAAAACGUAAUCCUGACAGUUUGGAACUUGUUCGAGGAAUUUCUGGUGAAAUUUUCAGCUGUUUGACAGGAAUAAUGAUGACAGUUAAGGGUACUCCAUCGACCUAUAACAAAGAUUUACAAUUCGAUAAGAAAUACUGUUUCACUGCUUUCGAUCAGCUUGAAAAACUAUUGAAAGUCACUGAAGGAGUUCUUCGAACUCUCGAUGUGAAUAUUGAUCGCAUGGAAUCGUGUUUAAGUCCGGAUAUGUUGGCUACAGAUUGGUCAUAUUAUCUUGUUCGUAAGGGAAUACCCUUUCGUAAAGCACAUCAUUUGAUUGGACAAGUUGUUCAAUUAGCAGAGGAACGUAAUUUAGAACUUACAGAAGUGCCUUUGGAAGAUCUACAAACUAUUUGUCCGCUAUUCGAUAUUGAUAUUGGUAAAGUUGCUAAUUUUCAUCAAAUUGCUGAAACUUACAAUGUCAUUGGUGGAACUAGUUCGAAUUCAAUUGAAAAGCAAUUGAAUGUUUUGAAGGAUUUUAGUUGUCAAAUUAAGAAAUUGCAAUAAGAAAUAAAGAUUUGUUUAUAUCAA
This is a messenger RNA of Episyrphus balteatus (marmalade hoverfly), 1461 nucleotides long. It is a transcript of the gene Argl, whose product is annotated as argininosuccinate lyase. Lineage: Eukaryota; Metazoa; Arthropoda; Insecta; Diptera; Syrphidae. The coding region runs from base 49 to 1437 and encodes 462 amino acids. Gene Ontology annotation, cellular component: cytosol. The record is from RefSeq and is a predicted model, not a curated record. The transcript has 3 exons. Gene Ontology annotation, molecular function: argininosuccinate lyase activity.